ACCAAUUCUACAUCAUCCAAGGAUCGAGUCACGAGCCAACGACGACUGUCUCUCACGCAACUCGCUCGACCCAGAAUCAAUAAUAACUACUACCAACAUGGCCGACGCUGCUGCUCUUAAAGCCCAAGCCAACGCUGCUUUCUCCGCCAAGGACUUUGCCAAAGCCUCUGACCUGUAUUCGCAGGCCAUCGAGGUUGAUGGAAGCAACCAUGUCCUCUACUCGAACCGAUCUGCUAGCAAGGCCUCGCUGAAAGAUUUUGCUGGUGCUUUGGAGGAUGCUGAGAAGUGCAUCGAGCUGAACGACGGGUUCGUCAAGGGUUACGCCAGGAAAGGAGCUGCACUGCACGGACUCGGACGAUACGAGGACGCCGUCUUCGCCUACGACCAGGGGCUUGAAAAGGAGCCCACAAACACCGCUUUGAAGUCGGGACUCGAAUCAGUCAAAAAGGCAAUGGACUCGAACAGCCCCUUCGGAGCCGGCGAGAACCCCAUGGCGAGCAUGUUUUCCGACCCCAACCUCAUUGGAAAACUCGCCAGCAACCCCAGGACCAGCAAGUUCAUGGCCGACCCGUCCUUUGUUCAAAAGAUCAGGGACCUCCAGAGUGGCAAAGCAAACGCAGACAUGGCCAACAUCCUUCAGGAUCAAAGGAUGCUCGCCGUUCUCGGAGUCGCCAUGGGCGUCGACAUGCAAUCCUUUGAGCGCCCUGAAGGAUCGAAUGAGAUGCCGGAGGGACUCAAGAAGGAGCUGAACGAGGACACCGACAUGCCCGAUGCGCGACCAUCCGCAUCCGCUAGCUCUUCGAGCUCGGCUCCCCGCAGAUCGGCCACCGUGGAAGACGAGCCUGAGCCAUCAAAACCUUCCGCUAGCAAGCCCGCAGCUUCUAAGCCCCAGCCUAAAGCACCGGAACCCGCUGCUGAGCCCAUGGAUGUCGAGCCGACCGAGGACGACUUGAAGAAGAAGAAGGCUGCCGAACUCAAGGCGGAGGGUACCGCUGCUUACAAGUCGAGAGACUUUGACUCUGCCGUCAAGGCGUUCCAGUCUGCGUGGGAUGAGUCCCCUUCAGAUAUUACCUUCUUGACCAACCUAGCGGCCGUUUACUUUGAGCAGGGAGAAUACGAAAAGUGUAUCGAGGCUUGCAACAAGGCCGUCGAGGAAGGCCGAUCCCUUCGAGCCGAUUACAAGGUCAUUGCCAAGGCCAUGGCCCGUAUCGGAUCGGCAUACGAGAAGCAAGGGAACCUCGAGCUAGCCGUCAAGAACUACGGAAAGGCUUUGACCGAACACAGGACUCCCGAAACCUUGACAAAACUGCAUAAUGCGGAAAAGGCCAAGGCCGAUGCCGAGAAGCAGGCUUACAUCAACCCCGAAUUGGCGGAGCAGGCCCGAGAGGCCGGUAACGUGCAGUUCAAGGCAGGCCAGUUCGCCGACGCCGUCAAGUCCUACACUGAAGCCAUCAAGCGACUGCCCUCUGACCCGCGUGGAUACAACAACCGAGCCGCCGCUUACAACAAGUUGGCCGCCCUCCCGGAAGCCCUGAAGGAUGCUGAGGAGGCCGUUAAGAUCGACCCCUCAUUCGUCAAGGCCUACCUUCGUCAAUCUACCGUUUUGCUCGGCAUGAAGGAGCCCACCAAGGCCAUGGAGGCUUGUCAAGCCGCCACGGAAGCCGACAGCGAGAAGAAGCACACUCGCGAGAUCGAGGCACAAAUGAUGAAGUGUGCCAACGAUACAUACCAGCAACGUCAGGGCGAGACCGAUGAGCAAGCACUGGAGCGAGCCAUGCGAGAUCCCGAGGUCGCCAAGAUUAUGAACGACCCGGUCAUGCAAUCGAUUCUGCAACAGAGUCAGAGCGACCCCAAGGCUCUGCAGGAUCACAUGAAGAACCCCAUGAUCAAAGCUAAGAUUCAAAAGCUUAUCGCCGCCGGAAUCAUCCGAACCAGGUAAACUUGUACAUCAUAUUCUACGCAUAUUUUAUUGUCUCAAUGCGACGGCAUG
Molecule: messenger RNA, 1990 nt
Organism: Filobasidium floriforme
Lineage: Eukaryota; Fungi; Basidiomycota; Tremellomycetes; Filobasidiales; Filobasidiaceae
Product: chaperone
Exons: 9
Coding region: 98-1939 (613 amino acids)
Molecular function (GO): Hsp90 protein binding
Source: RefSeq, a predicted model, not a curated record